Messenger RNA from Polypterus senegalus (gray bichir), 1127 nucleotides. Its product is annotated as E3 ubiquitin-protein ligase TRIM39-like. Bases 61 to 999 code for a protein of 312 amino acids. The record is from RefSeq and is a predicted model, not a curated record. Lineage: Eukaryota; Metazoa; Chordata; Cladistia; Polypteriformes; Polypteridae. Gene Ontology annotation, molecular function: protein binding. The transcript has 7 exons.
ACCCGACUGGAGUGCAGCGCUGAGAAGUGGAACCCCCAACCAGAAGUCACCUGGAGGGACAUGAAUGGGGCAGACGUGACGUCACAGUCCACAAUAAAGUCAGAGCGGGACUCCGAGGGUCUUCUGAGAGUGAGCAGCGUCCUCCCGGUGAAGGAGGAGUACAACGUGUUCAGCUGUCUGAUGAGAAGUAAAGCACCAAAGCCAGACUGGCACUCCGGACUUGGCAUCUACAGUUUCUCCCCAGGGGUCUCUGGCUGGUUGGUGGCUUUCUGUGUCUUGUUGGUUCUUUGCUUAGUGGUGACUCCCCUGCUGGUCAUUCAAUGGAGAAGAAUGAGAGAAACAAACACCAGAUAUGAUUCAAUAGUUGGAUUCCUUCCUAUAUGGCUUCUGCACAAGGAAAUUGAAAAGUCACAACGCGUCACCAAUGCAGAAUGGAGGAGAAUAUGCAGCUCAGCAGCUGAUGUCACUUUUGACCCUGAGACUGCAGAUCCAUAUCUCAUUGUGUCUGAAGACAGAAAAGAAGUGAGACACACAGACACAUGGCAGGGAGUGACGGAGAACCCAAAGAGGUUUAACGACAGCCCUGAUAUCCUGGCCAGAGAAGGAUUCACCACAGGGAGACACUACUGGGAGGUGGAGGUCGGGGGGAAGACUGAUUGGUUUUUAGGAGUCUCCAGAGAGUCGGCCAACAGGAAGGGGGAUGUUUAUCUGAACCCAUAUAAUGGAUACUGGACUGUGUGUCUGAGGAAUGAGAACGAGUACACGGCUCGGAUUGGCCGUCCUCUCCCCCUUCCCCUGAGAGUGAAGCCCCAGAGAGUGGGGGUCUUUCUGGACUAUGAUGAAGGUCAGGUCUCCUUUUACAAUGCCCAGUCCCGCUCUCACCUCUACACCUUCACAGACUCCUUCACUGAGCCCCUCUAUCCAUUCUUCAGUCCUGAAAUUAAUGACGGUGGUAAAAACGCAGCCCCUCUGGUCAUCUGCCCCCUGCGCACACACUGACCCCUCUGUAUUAAUGUCGUCUGUCCAUCUCUGAGCAGCACAAAGCCGAUGGAGACUUUCUUUAACAUUCAGACCACCGAACUCAAAGCCCCCCUGAGGUGUCCUGCUGUUUGCUGCUCGUCUGAUUU